Molecule: messenger RNA, 5492 nt
Organism: Cephus cinctus (wheat stem sawfly)
Lineage: Eukaryota; Metazoa; Arthropoda; Insecta; Hymenoptera; Cephidae
Gene: CenB1A
Product: arf-GAP with coiled-coil, ANK repeat and PH domain-containing protein 2
Exons: 12
Coding region: 189-2969 (926 amino acids)
Cellular component (GO): cytoplasm
Molecular function (GO): protein binding; GTPase activator activity
Source: RefSeq, a predicted model, not a curated record
UCUAAAUUCAUUCAGUUACGUUUGACAGGAGAGUGGGGAACGUGUUGUCCUCCGUGAAAGCUUUUCCUUUUCUUAAUUAUUUCAAUCAAUCGUUACUGCGUUUGAUGAAAAAUGUCGUACAAUAACCAAUCUGUAUAUCUCGUGUAAAAGAAAACUUUCAAUUUCUGUGAGAAUCGAAAAUCCUCAAAAUGAAGGCGAUCAUAGAGUUUGAAGAAUGUCUACGGGAUACGCCAAAAUUUCGGGCUUGCAUUGAGGAGGUUGAAAAUAACACUGAUCAAUUAGAACAAAAGCUGGAAAAGGUGUUGAAAAAUUGCAGUUCAAUGAUUGAUGCUGGAAAAGCAUAUGUGGGGCAGCAGAGUCAAUUUGCUAAUAGCCUGUGGGAUUUGUCCAUUUAUUUUAAUGAUGAUUCAGAAAUAAUGGCCUUUUUAAACAAACUCAUUCAUGCAUUACAAGAAAUGAACAAGUUUCACACGAUCUUGUUAGAUCAGGCAUCCAGGACUGUCGUCAAGGAUCUCAGUUCUUUCAUAAAGGGUGACAUAAAAAGAGUAAAGGAAUCGCGACAUUAUUUUGAAAAAAUAUCAACCGAUCUAGAUCUUGCGCUGAAUAAAAAUUCCCAAGUGCCAAAAUCACGGCCUGCAGAAUAUGAAGAGACUUCUAAUAUACUCUCAGCGACGAGGUCCUGCUUUCGUCACACCGCACUGGAUUACGUCCACGUGCUGACGAUGCUUCAGGCGAGAAAGCGUCACGAGAUCUUGGGAACAUUACUGAGCUACAUGCACGCCUGCUUCACUUAUUAUCAUCAAGGUAGUGAUUUGGCACAAGAUCUUGAUCCUUUUCUGAAAGGACUCAGCGACGAUUUGGUCAGGAUGCGCGGGGACUCGGCGAAACUCGAAAAGGAAAUGGAAAAUCGACACAUUUACGUGACAAAUCGCGACUUGGUGCCGUCACCAACUCCAGGCAAUCCAAAAAUGGAGGGAUAUUUAUUUAAGAGGACGAGUAACGCAUUUAAAACAUGGAACCGUAGAUGGUUCUGUCUUAAGGACCAUCAAUUGGUCUACAGAAAACGGAUUGGUGAGGAUGACUAUACCAUAAUGGAGGAAGAUUUACGUUUGUGCACCGUUAAGCCAGUCGUGGAUUGCGAGAGAAGAAAUUGCUUUGAGGUUCUCAGCCCAACAAAAAGUCACAUGCUUCAAGCUGAUAGUGAGGAAAUGUACUUAGCUUGGGUUACAGCUAUGCAACAGGCCAUUGGAGCUGCCAUUCAAAGGGGUAUGAGUACUGGAUCUAAUGCUAAUACUCUUCAGUCACAUAUUCGAGAUAGUAAAGGUCCACUUCGACCUUUACCUAAACCCAAAUCUAGAGUUUGGGAGCAAUUAUUAAAAAUACCAGGGAAUGAUGUGUGUUGCGAUUGUGGUGGCGCUAAUCCGAAAUGGGCUAGCAUUAAUUUAGGUAUCACUCUUUGCAUAGAAUGCUCAGGGGUGCAUAGAAGUCUUGGUGUCCACUAUAGCAAAGUUAGGUCCUUAACGCUGGACGAUUGGGAGCCAGAGAUACUGAAAGUCAUGGCAGAGCUUGGCAAUACCGUUGUUAAUAAUGUCUAUGAAGCUCUGCCAAUACCUCCAGACAUAACUAGAGCAACAGCGAAGUGUAACGCAAAUAUUCGCGAGGCCUGGAUAAAGGCUAAGUAUGUAGACCGGAAGUUCGUGAAGCCUUUAUCAUCCGUGAAAAAUGCGGACCAGCACACAAGCCGGGAAUCUAUGCACUUCCGAAAGUGGAGUGUGCGGAAACUGCGCAGACGACCAAGGAGUCGCGAUAAGAUGGACACGUUAAGUCGUAACAAAACUCUGACAUUGACUUCCGUCAAGGAAACGCGUCAUUCUACAGGGUCAGAUGACAGUAAAGAUACAUCAAUCGAGAGUCUUAAUUUUGUUGAAAAGUCGAAAUUAGCUGAGCAGAAUUCGCUGAGUUCCGAAGACAGUGCUAAUCUGGAUUUGAAGAAUGAAUCUACUUUGUAUGGCAAAAUAUUAACCCGUGCGCACAGUGAUAUUAAUGAAAACAAAAAUCAGAAAACAAGUGACUCUCUGGAAUCUUUUACUGAUAAAAAGUCCCAGGAUCACCACGUUAUUGAAACACAAGAUAAGAGCGAUAUCCAUGACACUGAAAGUAACUGUGAGAGUGAUAUAUCUGAAAAGAGUAGUGAUUCGUUGAAUGUUAGUAUGAAUAUUGAAGCGUGUGAUAUUAAUGAGAGCAAGGACACUGGAACAGAGAAGAUUAAGAGGGAAAAAGUUCAGGAAUCUGACGUUCUAAUGUUUGGCUGUGAUUUACCGAAACCGACCAUUGAAGGUAGCUUGGAAUUGAGCUCGGAUCAGGACUCUACAGCUGGGGAAGAUGAGGAGUUUGAGGAGGAGGAGGAUAUUGAGAAUCUACAUCCGGAAAUGUUACUGUACAAAGCUGCUGCAGCUCAUAAUCUUCCGGUUAUGUGCGCCGCGCUGGCGAACGGCGCUGAUAAAUUAUGGGCGAAUGUUAAUGACAGAGGACGCAGUGCUUUGCAUCAGGCUAUCAUAAGCGGCUCUGUAAUGUCGUGCGAGUAUCUUCUAUUAAACGGCGCACGAAUCAAUUGUCAGGAUAUUGAGGGCAAGACACCAUUGUACUUAGCUACAGAAUUAGGACACACAGCCCAAGUAUGCUUAUUACUGAAGCACCGUGCGGAUCAACAUAUACAAGAUGAAAGUGGUGUAAAACCGCUGUCAAUUGCUGUGAAAGAAGCAAAUGCGGAUAUCGUCACGCUGCUACGACUGGGACUGCUAAACGAAGAGAUGAAAGAUUCGGACAUUGGCGUUACCGGGGAUGAAACUUUCAACGAUGUGGUUCGUGAUUUCAGUCAGUUGGCGUGUUCGCAUCCGGAACGAUUGCAGCGCCGCAACGACAAUACUAGUAGUAAUAAUAGUAACAACAGUUCCAAUGUUCUUGAAUAAUCGUUAGCGCAACAGGUGCCAAAGGAAAUACGAAUUUAUCAAACCCGGCAAUUUUUUAAUUUUUUUUUUCCACGGGAAAUUUCAAAUGUGCUGAGAGUCUAUUAUUAUUAUCAGCUCCCUCUUAUAGUAGGGAUAGUGAACGCAAAGAGGGCAGUGCCAGGAUAAUAUAAGCUUCUCCCACCUCAUCUACCCCAUAUAUUUUUUCUGUGCUCUGAUUAAAAAAACACUGAAUCCGUUCCGUGAAACUUCUCGACAGCAUCAACGGUGGAAUUGUUCACUGAUUGUCAGUUACAUAAAAUGAACGUCCCGCCUAUUAAACGCGUACCUGAGUAGGAGCACUGCUUUUUAGCGGUACAGGUGUUCUUAACGAGACCAGCAACUUUUUUCCUGUGAAUUUAGAGGAUCUCGAGGUGUCCACGGAUGAUUCAAGAAGGAUCGUCACAAGCACCCGAGAGAAAAGUGUUUUUUUUGGGGGUUAAUUUUUUUUUGCCAGCCUGGUGAUGACAUUUCUUAUAUUUUUGUUUUUGUAUUUACACUAAGCACAGCUACACUUAUAGCAGCAAAUUCACUGACAUAGCAGCGAGACUGCUUUCUAGAUUUUCUUUUCUAUUAUUUAAUUACUUUGAUAUUACGUUAGACACUUGUGUAGCUAUUAAUAUUGUUUAUUUCGUUAGAUAAGGAUUCUAUUGAUAUCGUUUCCUCGUACCACAAUAUUUUUAUGGCAUCAAGCAAUGCUGUUGUCUGCUUUUUGGUCGAACGAUACGUGUAGGAUUGUAGAGAUGAUUGUGUAGCGCGUGUCCUUGUAUGCAGACAGCCGAAUGAGCUUUACUUAAUUAUAAAUUGGAACCCUGUUUGUAACGACGAAGGGUAUUGUUAACAGCGUAGAUUUUCCUUGUUAUUCGUUGCCUGUAUUUUUACAUUUUCUAAAAAAAAAAAGAGAAACAAGGAGGACUAUGUUUUCGAGUCUCUUGUACUUUUUACACAUGAUCGCGAUAAUACCAUGCGAUUACACACAAAUAUCUACGCUUAACUUUAUGUUUCUAUAUUCGUUCACAUUAUUUCGUGUGUUAUUUAUCCAUAAAACAGCACAGAAUCUUACCAGUGCCGUUUGACAAUAUUGACUGCAGAAAGUUGAAAAUUAUUAUCGUGAAAGUCUAUAAAUGUAUGCAACACUAUGCCGUGAGAACUGUCUCGUAAAAUUAAUCGUUGAUUCGUCAAAUGUAUAAUCAAAUCUGCAUGCAGAAGUCGUUGCCAAAUUUUUAGAUAUUUGUAUAUAGUUUACUAUAGGUAAUGUAUUCCCAUAGAUCUGAUCGUUGAAAUUUCGAUAUUUUUACGUAUACAUCUCAACAACGAGUGCGUGUGCGCGUAAACGUGUAAGACCAUUAUAAUCAGGGACAGUAAUGAUGAGUUGAAGAAAAAAGAAAGAAAAAGAAUAAAAAAUAAUAAAGAUAUAUCCUCAUCGCGCAAGCUAACUGGAGAAUCGAAUAUUUUAAUUAGUCUGUUCACGUUUAACGAUUGCGGUUCGCUUAGUACAAUAUUUAUACGUGGGUUUCUCUCGAAGUUCCAUUGUACAAAAAUCUUCGAGCUUCGAAAUGCUUGGCAAGGAAAUUUUGAGAAUCCGCGUGGACUUAAAUGUCAUAAACGUUAGUUAAAAUUUUGGUCUAAUUAUAAUUGAUACGAGGAGAUGGCUUUUACACUAGAGGCGAUCCCGUACAGUAUUCUAGGGUGACAUGUUACUUGUUUAUUACAACUUGCGAAAUUUAACGUUACGGCGAAUCGAGGUGAAGCUAAGGGAAGUAUGAGAAAUCCCCCAAAAAAAUGAGCAAUUCAAAAACCAAUAAUUUCUCAAAUACUAUUUAUCAUUGUUUUCACUACUAUCUGGUUUAACAGAGGUUUUCAUUUUUACAAUCAAUAUAAUAGUCGAAAUUUAAAAUUUCUAAUUUUCCCGCUUCUUCCAACUUGCGUCUGUUACAACUACUUUCGCGUAGUUCCGGAAAUCCAAUACGAUCUUUUCCAAAAUUUUUUUUAUUAUAUCCAGCAUCCCUUUAUCUUUGUAACCAUUCCCCCUUACAGUUAAUGACAUCGUUACGGAGUAGCAUAUAACAUAAAUAAAAAAUUAAUAGACGCAUACAGUCGCCAGUCGCCACAAAUUUCUCAACCAAGAAGAAACAUCCAUUUGGGUGUAGCGAAAUUUGAGAAAGACGACUGUAUAUUGUUUAAUGAAAGAAGAAGAAAAAGAAAUUGAAACUUUCGUACCAGCGAUCUUAAUUACAACGUACUGCCUCUCUUUUCUUUUCUACAUCAAGGCCUCCUGUCGACAAUGAUAAAACGGUGGGCGAUAACUGCCUAUGUUUCGCUUUCUUUCUUUUCUUCUUUAUCUCGUAGCAAAAGUUUGGACCAAUCCGAAUCGUUAUCCGAAAAAAAAUAUCGUGAAUGGUUGGCUGUCGAGAAACAGCAAGUAAUAUACAUCACUGUAUUUAUCUUAAUUAUAAUAAACAUAAAGCGAUCAUUCAGUGUGCACUA